UUAGUAGCUUGGCGGAAGGAAGGAAGGAAAGGAGCCGACAAGUGGGAUCAUUACGCAGUGUUGUUUAGGCAAAGCUAGGACUGUUUUUAAACUCCCGUGCUCUUUCCGUGACACAUUCGGGGGUUUCGAUUAACCAUUUCUUUAACCCGUGCGUCGUUCAGUACCGUUUGUUUGAGACGCUAUGUAGUGAGGUGGUAAUGGGCUAGUUGUCAACGACAACAAAGCGAGCUACUCGGCGUGCUAAAGCUAGCAGGCUAAGCACAAAAUAGUAAAGGAGUUGUGUCAUAUUUAUGCUGUAUGACUGAUAUAGAUUACGUUAUAAAGUGGUGUUUCUCGCUUCAAUCGGGUGGUACGAGGUGGAAUUUAUGGCCUCAGAUGUGAUAGAAAGUGAAACGGCUCUGAGGGUUGUAAAUGAUAUGAAUUUGAACAAUAGUCCAGAUUUUGGCACACCCAGGCGGACACACGAGAGCUUCGGGGGCAGACGCACGUCCAGCCCGUCGUCUUCUGGGGUGUCUGGAGACGUUGACGAGGAGGAACUAGACGAACUGCAACACAGCACGGCGUCCACAGUGGAAAAUGGCGAGGAGGCACUUGAGGAGAGUCUAACCAAAACAAGCAGCCCACAGGAAAGGACAACUGUUGACAAUAGACAGAAACCUGACGCUCCACCUGAACCCAUUGGAAGCCUGGAGCGCCAGGAAUCAGUCGCCACGACAGAGGCCCGAUUAAGGAUGGAGGGAGUUGAGCUUAAGGAAGAGUGGCAGGAUGAGGACUUUCCACGGCCUCUGCCAGAGGAAGAGGAGCUUGACGAGGAGUUAUUUGCUGGAGCCUGUGAAGAGGGAGAUGCUGGUAAUGGCUAUGCAGUAAACCAUGGCAAGAAGGAGAAGAAGAAGCUCACGGCUCCGGACAUUAGUCUCACUCUUGACCGCAGCGAAGGUUCUAUUCUUUCUGAUGAGUUGGAUGAAAGUACAGAGUUAGAUUUGGAUGACAUGGACACACCUUCCGACAACAGCAACGAGUUUGAAUGGGAAGAUGAUCUCCCCAAGCCCAAAUCUACAGAACUACUAGAGAAGGGCGUAGAGUCAGUCCAGCAGUACUCCGCUUCAGAGGAAAGGGAGGAGGGCAGACGCUGGAGGGUGUUUCGCAUUGGAGACCAGGAGCACAGGGUGGACAUGACGGCCAUUGAGCCUUACAAGCGGGUUAUAAGCCAUGGAGGUUACUAUGGAGAUGGCUUGAAUGCCAUAAUUGUUUUUGCCGUGUGCUUCAUGCCUGAGAGCAGUCAACCAAAUUACAGAUACAUAAUGGACAAUUUAUUCAAGUAUGUCAUCGGCACACUGGAGCUUUUGGUGGCAGAGAACUAUAUGAUUGUCUAUCUCAACGGGGCAACCUCUCGGAAAAAGAUGCCAACUGUCGGCUGGCUCAGAAAGUGUUAUCAGCAGAUUGACAGGAGGUUAAGGAAGAACCUAAAGUCAUUGAUAAUUGUCCAUCCCUCUUGGUUCAUUCGCACCGUGUUGGCACUCACAAAACCUUUCAUUAGCACCAAAUUUAGUCAGAAAAUCAAGUACGUGUACAGCCUGACAGACCUUGCAGAGUUGGUUCCAAUGGAGUACGUGUCUAUACCAGAUUGUAUCAAGCUGUUUGACGAGGAAAAAUAUAGGAAAAGCCGUAAAAGGUUUACAAUGGGAUUUUUUGAUAUUUGGAUCGACCAGGAUGUGCAUGGAAAAGUAGAGACGGCCGCCGCCGCCCUCCCCGAGUGACCCCUGAGAAAUGGAGCAAGAGGGUGAUGAAGAAUGUUUAAACCGCUGCCACUUUUUUUGUCUCUCUCUCGUGUGUGUUUUGGGUGAUGUGACUGGAAAAGUGCCUUCUUGAACCCAUGCUGCCUGUUACAUAUUGUGGAACAUUUUACUUUUUGUGUCAGACUUCAGCCUUUUUUCGAGUCCACACAUACUGUCCAAGAGGUUCUUUUCUGCUUUUUUUUAUUUACUGCCACUCUAUCAUGUAAAAAUUAGCUCAUUUUCUUGUUACUCAUAAGGCACUGUUACAAAUCAAUGAUUGAUGCAUGAACUGAGUUAUAACGUUUAAAUAUUUAUAUUCAAAAGGUGACAAAAAGAAAGUAAUAUAUUUUUAUGGUUGCUCUUGAUUUUAAAAAUGCAUUUUAGGUCUCUGACCCCACCUUUAUUUUCACAGUCCUGGAAAAAUAAAGCUUUAUUCUUUUUUUUCCUCAUGGAGGGACACCACUUUAACAAUCGGCAACUCAAGUUUUAAGGUCUUUUCACCAUUUUCUCCAAGCUAUUGAGCGUAAUUUUGAUUUCCAUACGUUGAGAGUUUUGCAAUUUAACUUUAAAAAAAAAAAGGCAUGAAAUGCUGUGGUAGUAGGUAUUUACACAAUGCCCACUAGAUGGCACCCAACAUGCUUGGGUUAUAUAUUUGUUGAAGAAUUGGAGCCUUAGGAGUACAUCUCUUCAUUGAUUUUUCAUUGUUUUUCCUGACAAAGUGUGGGACGCAUACCUUGGUGUAUCAAAAUGUCCGAAAAAAGAAAACAAGAUGCUACUUGUGUAAUCUGACUAAUAAGAGGCAAUGUACACAUGUAACUAAAGCCAUUAAACUGAACGGCCAGAGA
Molecule: messenger RNA, 2620 nt
Organism: Dunckerocampus dactyliophorus (ringed pipefish)
Lineage: Eukaryota; Metazoa; Chordata; Actinopteri; Syngnathiformes; Syngnathidae
Gene: bnip2
Product: BCL2 interacting protein 2
Exons: 12
Coding region: 366-1757 (463 amino acids)
Biological process (GO): apoptotic process
Cellular component (GO): cytoplasm
Source: RefSeq, a predicted model, not a curated record